AUGUUUCCCGCCAACUUCCUCCAGACUGUCCUUCACAGCUUGCUCUUCUCUUCCACACACUCUUCUGAUCCACAGCCCGACAGGAUGCUUGCAACACCCUCUCUUCAAGUGGCUGCCUCGCUCGGCGCCAUUCUGAGCUCCGCGGCUGCAGCUGCGACGGCAACGCCUACACCCGCAUCCCGUGGCUUAUUGGUGGACGCGGCGCCCGGAACGCCUCAACCCUAUGUGCUGCCAAAUCUGCAGGGCCACGCUGUGGAUUUCGGGGGCUUGAUUAUCCGCACUCUGGUCCCCAACACCACGUCUUCAGGCGCCUUUUCGCUUGUCGGAGUGAACUCAGGCCCAGCACCUCUCAACCUCAUCCAUUAUCACAAAGAGAUCGAGGCGUUCUACACCCUCAAGGGCAGUGUGCAAGUCUUCCACAAUGCCGAUACCGGUCGUGAAUUGCGUGCCAAUGACUUUGUCUUCCUCGCCCCUGGCAACAACCAUACCUAUCGUCCCAAUGAUCUCGACUUUCAGCUCACCCUAGGGAUGGCUCCUGGGGGAAUUGAUCGGUUCUUUGCCGCUGCUGGUCUUCCUUACAACUCCACCGCCCCCUUCGACCCACAAGAUGCCUCGCAGCUCAAUGUGACCAAAGUUCUGGGCCUGAUGCCUCAGUACAACAUUGUCCCCGAACCCUUCAACACCAUCAAUCUCGACUGGACAAAUGGCACUACUGCCGAUGGCUUAGACACCUGGCAUGUCGCCGACCAAGCUUUGCCGGAUGAUCCCACAAAAGCCUACUUUGUCUCCAGCAACCGCGGUCCCAAAUACCUCCAUCGGAGCUCUGGCCAGGUCGUCGCCCAGCUCGCGUCUGGCAAUCAGACCAACAACGAGCUCAGCGUCGCCAGCAUCGCCAUCAAGCCGAACAACAAGCAGUCGCAGCUCCAGUUCAAUGUCGACCAGGCGUUCCAAGUCACAGAGGGUCAACUGCACCUCGAAAUCGAUGGUGAAACAGUACAAUUGAUCUUUGGCGAUCUGGCCUUCAUUCCCAAGGGCACCUGUUUCAGCUAUUGGUCGACCGUGGGCUUCACUAAAAUGGUCAACUGGGCGGCAGGCUCAGGGCUGGCCGACAGUCUGAUUUCUGAGGCUGAGGCAUGGGAAUAUGGAGUUUGGCCUGCUUGA
Cladophialophora psammophila CBS 110553 is the source of this 1161-nucleotide messenger RNA. RefSeq lists its product as uncharacterized. Lineage: Eukaryota; Fungi; Ascomycota; Eurotiomycetes; Chaetothyriales; Herpotrichiellaceae. The record is from RefSeq and is a predicted model, not a curated record. Bases 1 to 1161 code for a protein of 386 amino acids. The transcript has a single exon.